AGUUGUAGUUAUGUUGCCAUUAGAUGAAAAAUAUAUAUUAGUCCAAGUAAUUAUGAGAAAUCAAAAGCAAUUAAUUGUCAAAAACAAUAUUCAAGAAAUUAAAAGAGUUUGUGAACAAAAAGGAAUAAAUUACGAAAUUACUUCUAGUAAUUCAGUGAAGCAAAUUUACCAAGAAGAAAAGUCUACUAAACUUAAAAUUACUGACCAGCAAUUAAAAGAAGACUACCAAAAACUAGCCAAGAAUAAAAAUUACGAAAAGGAAAUGCAACUAUGA
Messenger RNA from Ambispora gerdemannii, 274 nucleotides. Lineage: Eukaryota; Fungi; Glomeromycota; Glomeromycetes; Archaeosporales; Ambisporaceae. The record is from the annotation of a GenBank genome assembly.